Messenger RNA from Phragmites australis (common reed), 1535 nucleotides. RefSeq names its product remorin 4.1-like. The transcript has 4 exons. NCBI's taxonomy places the organism in Eukaryota, Viridiplantae, Streptophyta, Magnoliopsida, Poales, Poaceae. The coding region runs from base 1 to 1353 and encodes 450 amino acids. The record is from RefSeq and is a predicted model, not a curated record.
AUGGGGGUGAUGUCUCCAACCAAGCUCAGGGUGAAGCUGCUGGGGUCCCAUGGAGGCGGCAAGAAGGAAGAGGCUAGUGGCAAGUCGCCGCGGGCGUCGCCGUCGAGGCUCGUCGUCGACGACGGCGCUGACCACCCCAAGAGCAGCCUUCUGGCCCAAGAACUCGACGAAGAGUACCCCAGGGACCGAUCGGAUUCUUCGCGGUCGCGCUCCGACGCGAGCCACGGCAGGGCGGCGCACAGCGGCGGUGGGAGUGGCUGCGACAGCGGGCACGAGAAUGGCAGCCCUGGCACCGGCGCCGGCGGCAGCAACUUCGAGUUCCACAGGGAGGUGAGGGGGGCGGUGGUGUCCGGGCCGUUCUUCCGUCAGGUGCCGUCCAAGUGGAACGAUGCGGAGAAGUGGAUCGCGGGGCGGCACGUCGUGCACUCCAACCCUAUUUUCUCCAAGAAGCCCGCCGCGCUGCCCCACGCUCCCGCGGGCGGCGGCCGUGUCGCGCCGGAGUCCGCGGCUCCGAAGGGCGGCACCCCUUGCGACAACCCGAGCUCGCGCGGUGGAGGUGCUGCCAGUGCGCUAACCGAGUUGUCGUCGAAGUCCUCAUCGCCGUCGUCGGUGAGCGGGCCGGUGAACAAUCCUCCUCACAAGAGGCUCCGCGCCGCAGCACUGCCGCCGGCGCAGCCGGUGUCGAUGCGGGACGUAGGGACGGAGACGACGCCGAUCGCGAGCCAGGAGCAGUCGCGGAGCAGCACCCCCGCCGGCGCUGCCACGCCGUCGCUGAGCCCGCUCUGCUCCGUGCCGUCCAGCCCGAGGGGCGGCGCCUCGGCCUCGUCGUCCUCCGCGUCGGAGCGGGAGCUGCGGCUCAGGACGCGGCGGGAGAUCGCCGCGCUCGGGCUGCAGCUGGGCAAGAUGAACAUCGCGUCGUGGGCCAGCAAUGAGGGGGGCCUCCUCGCCCGAGCCGCCUCGCCGGCUGAGAGCCCCGGAGCCAUCGAUGACGAGAUCAAAAGGAAGGAGUUGGAAGCGCGCGCCGCGGCGUGGGAGGAGUCCCAUAAGUGUAAACUCGCCUCAAGAUAUCAGAGGAAGGAGGUGAAGAUACAGGAAUGGGAGAGUUGCCAGAAAUCCAAAUUUGAAGCCAAGAUGAGGCAAGCUGAGGCGCAGGCUGAGCAGAUGAGAGCCCGGGCGAAGCACAACCUGGCGAAGAGGUUGUCCGUCCUGAGCCACAGGGUGGAGGUCAAGCAGGCCAGGGUGGAGGCACGGCGGAGCCGGCAGGCGGCCCGGUUGGCGCGGCAGGUGGAGCGAAUCCGCAAGACCGGCCGUGAGCCCUGCCGGUUCCGGCGGUGCUGCAGCUGGUUCCUGUGACCAACUUCAGAGCGCAGGCUAGACUUGCUCUGGUUGCAGCUGAGUGCUGAGUGGAAGCCUGAAGGUCUCAAUGCACCCUCUGGGGCGAGAGUUUCAGAACAUCAUACUAGCAUCAUGGCAUGAGCUUUGUACAUGAAAUUAUUACAAGAUUACCUCUGGCAGUGCUCCUGAUUUCUGAUAAA